This is a messenger RNA of Tetrahymena thermophila SB210, 648 nucleotides long. RefSeq names its product glutathione S-transferase, amine-terminal domain protein. Gene Ontology annotation, molecular function: glutathione transferase activity. The transcript is spliced from 2 exons. The record is from RefSeq and is a predicted model, not a curated record. NCBI's taxonomy places the organism in Eukaryota, Ciliophora, Oligohymenophorea, Hymenostomatida, Tetrahymenidae. Gene Ontology annotation, biological process: glutathione metabolic process.
AUGAUUGUCCUUGGCUAUUGGAAUCUAAGAGGUUAUGCUUAACCUAUUCGUUUGCUUCUUGAAUAUUUAUAAGUUGAAUAUAAGGAUAAGCUUUAUCAUGAAAAUGGAGAAGAAUGGUUCAAUACUGAUAAGUAAGAACUCAAGACUAACUUCCCUAAUUUACCUUAUCUAAUUGAUGGGGAUGUUGUUGUGACAGAAUCUAUAGUAAUUCCUAUUUAUUUAGCUAAAAAGUUCAAAAAGUAUGAACUUAUUGGCUAAAAUAAUGAUGGAUCCUUUAACUAAAAUGAAAUUAUUUUCCUUGAAAUUUUAUCAAUCCUGAAAGAUCUCAGAGAUACAUUAAAUAGUUCAGCUAGAGUGCCAUCUUUUAAAUAAGAAAAAGAUAAAAUUUUCAAUGAAAAGUUCAACGUUACUUUUGAGAAAAUUAAGAAAUAACUUGGAGAAAACAAAUUCCUUCUUGGAAAUUUAUCUUAUAUAGAUUUCUAUUUUUACGAAGUUUUGAAAAUUUUCAAAUUCUUUUAUCCUAAUCUCUCAAUCUUUACUGACUAUAUUGAUAGAAUAGAAAAUAUUCCUCAAAUAAAAAACUAUCUUGAAACAAAAGAAAAUAAAAUCUUUCUUCUUGAUAGGAUGAAAAGCUUGUAUUACUACUGA